Molecule: messenger RNA, 537 nt
Organism: Cyprinus carpio (common carp)
Lineage: Eukaryota; Metazoa; Chordata; Actinopteri; Cypriniformes; Cyprinidae
Product: rho GTPase-activating protein 40-like
Exons: 3
Biological process (GO): signal transduction; regulation of actin filament polymerization; regulation of small GTPase mediated signal transduction
Cellular component (GO): cytoplasm
Molecular function (GO): GTPase activator activity
Source: RefSeq, a predicted model, not a curated record
GGGGUCUGGCUGCAGGAUGCUGGUUUGUCUCCGCUGGUAACAGGUGAAGAAGAGGACGUCGAUAAAGCCGUUCUGUUGUCGACUCUCACUAAGACUCAAGCAGCGGCGGUUCAGAGACGCAUCGACUCGUACACCUGCUCGCUGCGCAAGAGGAACAAAACACCAGCGCGACACGUCAGAGACGUCUUUGCGUCCCCCAUUGCUCAGUCAGCAGUUCCUGAGACACACAACAGCGAACCUGACACACACAGAAACAUGGAGAGUGUGACAAAGACACAACGAUCAGCUGUCAGUGGUCAGGAGACUCAAGGGCUGCAGAUGGAUGAGAUCUUUAUCACAGACGUGGCAUAUUGUGAACAAGCGGCCAUCUUACUGAAACAAGCCAAACUACCACAGAACAACAGCAGCCAGUGCAGGAGAGACGACGGAGCUCUGCCGGUGAGACUCACUGUUCACACCAUAGCAACACACUAAAAACACCAUAGCAACCGCAUAACAACACACACUGUCCGCCUGUCUACAGUUACACACCAUAGC